CAUACUUUCCAGUCACACCAUACACUGUAUAGCGCCUCCUCCUUCUCAUGUCUGAUGGUUUGAGUAAUGUGACGUGAGGUAGAUGAAAAGGGCAAAAAAAAAUUAGAAACAAACUGUUACUGACCGAGCUAGCCAGCACAAUCGCCAAAAUAAUAUCUGACUGAUAUGAAAAGAGUAAUAUAGAUAAAGCGCGGCCUCAAAAUCAAGGAAGGCAGUAUGGACGGCGGGGACUUCUCACCACUGAAGCGUUUUGUCAUCGCCAAAAGGAAGAUCAGCACAGUGUUUGAACAUCUGCUGGAGUAUGUCAAGGAGGGGUCAGAGUUUGUACAAGAUACGUGCCGGAGUGAAGACCUGGCACAGAUCGCCUCUGAGGAUCAGCUGAAGCAGAUACAGUCCUAUACGGGGAAGCUGGCUGUGAUCAAAGAAGUGCUGGCCCGCCGGCACAUGAAGGUGGCUUUCUUCGGCAGGACGAGUAACGGUAAGAGCACGGUGAUCAACGCCAUGCUGAGGGACCGCGUCCUGCCCAGCGGUAUCGGACACACCACCAACUGCUUUCUGAGCGUGGAGGGCACGGACGAGGACAAGGCCUUCCUCACCACCGAGGGCUCCGAGGAGGAGAAGAGCAUCAAGACGGUGAACCAGCUCGCCCACGCUCUGCACAUGGAUGAGAGUCUGGAUGCUGGCUGUCUGGUGAAGGUUUUCUGGCCCAAGACCAAAUGUGCCCUGCUGAGAGAUGACCUGGUUCUCGUGGACAGCCCGGGGACUGAUGUCACCACACAGCUGGACAGCUGGAUCGACAAAUUCUGCCUGGACGCCGACGUGUUUGUGCUGGUGGCCAACUCGGAGUCCACGCUAAUGAACACGGAGAAGCACUUUUUCCACAAGGUGAACGAGCGUCUUUCAAAGCCCAACAUUUUCAUCCUGAACAACCGCUGGGAUGCCUCCGCUUCAGAGCCCGAGUACAUGGAGGACGUGCGGAAGCAGCACACGGACCGCUGCGUCAGCUUCCUGGUGGAGGAGCUGAAGGUUGUGGACUGGCAGCAGGCGCCCAAUCGCAUCUUCUUCGUGUCCGCCAAAGAGGUGCUGAACUCCAGGAUGCAGCGGGCCCAGGGCAUGCCGGAGACCGGUGGGGCUCUAGCAGAAGGGUUCCAGGAGAGACUGAAGGAGUUCCAAAGCUUUGAGAGAACGUUUGAGGAGUGUAUCUCGCAGUCAGCGGUGAAGACGAAGUUUGAGCAGCACACCUUCAGAGCCAAGCAGAUCACCGAGACCGUCAAAAGCAUCAUGGACGCCAUCAACAUCGCCUCGGCUGAGAAGAGGGUACAUUCCCUGGAGGAGAGGGAGUACCAGGCGGACCGUUUGGAGUUUGUGCGUAAUCAGCUCAACCUGCUCACGGAUGACAUCAAGAAGAGGAUCAAGGCUGUCACCGAGCAGGUGGAGGAGAAGGUGUCCAACGCCAUGGCGGAGGAGAUCUGUCGAGUGUCGGUGCUGGUCGAUGAGUUCCACGCUGACUUCCACCCCUCUCCCCAAGUGCUCAAACUCUACAAAUCUGAGCUGCUCACGCACUUGGAGGAGGGAAUGGGGAAGAACCUGGCCUUCCGCUGCUCUGACGCCAUCAGUGCAUCUGUACAGACCUCGCAGAAAGACAUGAUCGACUGCGUGCUGCCUCUGCUGCCCCCUGCUGUUCAGAGCCAGCUGCACAUGCUGAUUCCCUCCCGGAGGUUUGACCUCAGCUACGACCUGAACUGCAGCUCCCUGUGCACUGACUUCCAGGAGAACAUCGAGUUCCAGUUCUCCCUGGGCUGGACCGCUGUGGUGAACCGCUUCCUGGGCCCGGCCAAUGCACAGCGGGCCCUGAUGCUCGUCAACCAGAACCUACAGGCUCCUUGUUCCGUGGCCACCACCCCCGCCGCCUCGACCCCUGCAGGCCCACGGCCCCAGGAGGGCACGGUCUCCCAGGAGGAGCUCAUGCUGAGCAUGGCCUCUGGGCUGGCCUCUCUCACCUCCCGAACCUCCAUGAGCAUGGUCAUCGUGGGAGGAGUGGUAUGGCGAGGUGUGGGGUGGAGGCUCAUCGCCCUCUCCAUGAGCCUCUACGGCCUGCUCUACCUGUACGAGAAGCUCACCUGGACCACCAAGGCCAAGGAGCGGGCCUUCAAGAAGCAGUUUGUGGACUACGCCACUGAGAAGCUGCAGAUGAUCGUCAGCUUCACCAGCGCAAACUGUAGCCACCAGGUCCAGCAGGAAAUGGCCGCCACCUUUGCCCGGCUGAGCCAACAGGUUGACCAGACCCAGCGGGAGCUGGAGGGAGACAUCAGCCGCCUGACCGCCAACAUCCAGCGGCUGGAGACGGUUCAGAGCCGGUCCAAAAGCCUCAGACACAAGGCGACAGAGCUGGAGACACAGUUGGACAGUUUCACAGACGAGUAUUUGCACCCUUCACAGUGAGGUCUCGAGAGUGGGGGAUGGAAGAUCCACUGACCCCCAUCUGUCUCUUUCCAUUCACCAGCCCAUGUGGGCAGGAGAGUCAUCCAGCCCUUUACAGUAUUUUUACAAUGGGGUUUUAUUUUUACACGGGGAUCUCAAACUCCAGUCCUGGUUGGUUGCAGUAUUUGCCGGUAUUAUUAAUAGCAGGGAUCACCAAAAUCACGGUCCUUGAGGGCUGAGACCUUCUGGUUUUCCACCCUCCCUUUACCUGGGCGUCAGACACUCCAGCCAAUCCGUAGCGCUAAUUAUUCAGUUAAUUAUCCGGGAGGAAAGAAAAGCAGGUCUGGAUUUGAGGACUCUGAUUCGAUGAUCCACGUUUUUUGUCAUUUUCAAAUGGCAGCAAGUUUAGGCCUCCGAAAUCUGGUGCGUAGACUCUAGGUUUUCAAUCCAACCCUAAUUUAGCAGACCUGAUGCUACGAACUAGCAUCUUAACAUGAUCUCUAGCUGUUCAAUGAGUUGUGCUUUGUUAGGGUGGGAGUGAAAACCUACAGGAUGGUAGAUCUCCAGGGCAGCCCUGCUCUAGCUGUUGGAUGAGGUGUGCUUUGUUAGGUUUGGAGGGAAAACCUACAGGAUGGUAGAUCUCCAGGAACAGGGUUACCACUGCUUUAAUCAGUUAGGCACUGAACCACAUUGAAAGCCAGCGAGGCCCUCCAGAGUUUGAGAUUACGGUUCUAUACGGUUGUCAACACUUCCCUGUAGUGUGUGGGAUACCUGGAUCUUCAUUGUGUUUAAAAUAUUAUGAAGUGACUGCUCUACCCUAGUAUUGCAGCUGCUCUUGUUGGUGCUGGAGAAGGGUGGCCGAACGGUGAAUAUUCCGCAUGUACGACUGUGAAUAAGCCAUGGAACCACUUCCCUGAAGAUAUUUUUCUACAACCGUGUAUCUAUGUAAAAAAAAGAAAAAAAGAAAAAUAAUAUUAAACACUGUUGAAUUGCUUACAGUACCAUUACCUCUAUUGUUAAUAGUUAUGAACGGAACCAUUUUGAAUUGAUGCAUCCAUUUAUCCGGACGGACGACUAAUUUCCCAUUGCUCUCGUCUCGACUACAAGUAAGGGGUAGUUGAAAGAAUCCAAAAAAAAUAAAUAAUAAUAAUCCAGUUUCCAAAUUGGACAUAAAUUCUAGGUGUAGGAACCUACACCCCCACCCCACUUUGUAUAGUUUUGUCAUUUAUGGAAUUUCUGGUUUUGCAAGAUUGUCAAUAUAGUGAAUUCUAUUUAUGAUCAAGAAUUUAAUAAAAUGAUUUGUCAAGCUGUCUCAGCAA
This is a messenger RNA of Conger conger (European conger), 3740 nucleotides long. Its product is annotated as mitofusin-1-like. The record is from RefSeq and is a predicted model, not a curated record. Gene Ontology annotation, cellular component: mitochondrial outer membrane. Gene Ontology annotation, biological process: mitochondrial fusion; mitochondrion localization. The coding region runs from base 217 to 2442 and encodes 741 amino acids. The transcript has 18 exons. Gene Ontology annotation, molecular function: GTP binding; GTPase activity. NCBI's taxonomy places the organism in Eukaryota, Metazoa, Chordata, Actinopteri, Anguilliformes, Congridae.